This is a messenger RNA of Drosophila eugracilis, 2260 nucleotides long. RefSeq names its product dipeptidase 1. The transcript has 8 exons. Gene Ontology annotation, biological process: proteolysis. The record is from RefSeq and is a predicted model, not a curated record. Gene Ontology annotation, molecular function: metallodipeptidase activity. The coding region runs from base 405 to 1712 and encodes 435 amino acids. NCBI's taxonomy places the organism in Eukaryota, Metazoa, Arthropoda, Insecta, Diptera, Drosophilidae.
AUUCGUGCGUCGGCCGGUCGAGUUGUGUGCCAAACGCUCGGCACCUGUCGCCCAACACGUGUUGCGUUCCACUUGUGCUGCGCGUCUCCUUCGCACACCCGCUAGCACCGUACACCGCGGCGUAUACGUUACGUUACGUAUUGUGGUGCAGCCAAAGCGAAAUAAUAUUUAAUUAUUAUAGUUAUGUGAGCCGAGAGUGGAGUGCUUUAGAGCUAGAAUUUCAAGCACAAGCAGUGAUUUAACUCAUAUUAAAUUAUAGAAAAAAAUAAAGAAAACGAAAGUGAACUUGUGGCCCAUAAGCAUGAUAAAUUGUUUGCCCAGUUUUGCUAGAAGGCGGAACAUCAUCAAUGUGAGUGCUGUGGACUGUGUGCUCUUCCACUAGAGCUGCGUGCCGCUCGGGGGCAAUGAAAUCGCGGAAGCUGCCAAAGGGCUUCGUGCUUUGUGGCCUCAACUGUUUGACUUUCGUCUACUUCCCGCUCGUCCUGCCCAUCCUGCGAUGUUCGGCCGGUGCGGCAUCGGCGGCGGGCGGCGGCGGUGGCUCAAAGACCGCCGACGACUUCGACUACCGGAUGCAGCGGGUGCGGAAUGUCCUGAAGGAAGUGCCCCUAAUCGACGGGCACAACGAUCUGCCGUGGAAUAUCCGCAAGUUCCUGAAGAACCAGCUAAAGGACUUUCACUUUGGCGGCGACCUGCGGGAAUUGGCUCCGUGGUCGUCGAGUGCCUGGAGCCACACCGACCUGCGCCGCCUGAAAGAGGGCAUGGUCUCAGCGCAGUUUUGGUCCGCUUACGCCCCCUGCUCAUCACAGCAUCUGGAUGCAGUGCAGCUGACAUUGGAACAGAUCGACCUGAUUCGUCGACUAGUCCAGCUAUAUCCGCAUCACAUGGCGCUGGUUACGACUGCGUCGGGUAUCGAACAGACGCAUCGAACUGGGAAAAUUGCCAGUUUGAUUGGCGUGGAGGGCGGUCAUGCCAUUGGAACCAGUUUGAGUGUCCUGCGAAUGUUCUACCAACUGGGCGCCAGAUAUUUAACUCUCACUCACACCUGCAAUACACCUUGGGCGGACUGCUGCAAAGUUGACGAACCUGGGAAGUACCCGCACAUAGGCGGUCUUUCACAGUUCGGCAAGCUGGUGGUCAGGGAGAUGAACCGACUGGGCAUGAUUGUUGAUCUGUCGCACGUCUCUGUGCCCACGAUGCUGGAUGCAUUGGCCGCCUCGACGGCCCCGUUAAUAUUCUCGCACUCCUCGGCGCACGCCAUCUGCAAUAGCUCCCGCAACGUGCCCGAUCAUGUGCUGCAACGCAUUGCAAUAAACGGCGGUCUGGUUAUGGUGGCCUUUUAUCCACAUUUCGUCAGCUGCUCGGGACAGGCGACAUUGCACGACGUUGUGGCGCAUAUCAACCACAUAAGGGAGGUGGCCGGCAUCGAUCAUGUUGGCAUUGGAGCUGGCUACGACGGAGUCAACUUAGUGCCCAAAGGACUGGAGGAUGUGUCCAAAUAUCCGCAUCUUUUUGCUGCCCUGCUCGAGUCUGAUAAAUGGUCGGAGGAGGAUAUUGCCAAGUUGGCUGGCAGGAAUCUAAUACGUGUAUUCAAGAAAGUCGAAGCGGUGCGCGAUCAGAUGGAACUUCUGCGUGUGGCACCCAUUGAUCAGUCAAUUCCAGCCGAAGACAUUAUGGGCCGAUCCUAUUGUCGUUAUCAAGGACCAAGAACGUGAUAAUUUCUCCAUUUGUAAAGUUCACUCAUAUGCAUAGCGUUUUCAUUCAUCACAGCCCCGUGGCGAAAAUGGCAAAAAAUUAUGUCAAGCGUACGUGUUGUAAAGUGAAACUUGUUUUAGGUUAAUUGACAAAGUUUUCCCUCCUCUCUGCUGCUGGUGCUGAUGCUAGCUGAUGAUGUUGUUGUUUUUGUUCUUAUUCUUGUUGUUGCGUAUUGUUUGUUUGUGUGUGUAUGUGUAUGUGAGGCAUGAUGCUGCACAAACAGAAACACACACACAUAUACAUUCGGAAAAAAACGGCAACAUUUUGCAAUCGCUCAGAGCUGAGCAGCUGGCCAACUGCUGUUGCAGCACUGAGAAAAAUGUAGGCAAGGAAAAUUAAAAUAAUAAUGAAACACUUUUUUAAUUUACAUUUAAUUAUUAAGUUGAGCCAAUAUUUUAAACUUUUAUGAAAAUCAAAACUUUAUAAUUAAAUGAGAAGUGAAAGUCAAACUUCUAUUUCCUAACAAAUAUUUAUAAGAUUUAUGGAAUUUAUAUUUAAGUUCCAAGAU